Messenger RNA from Zootoca vivipara (common lizard), 18486 nucleotides. Lineage: Eukaryota; Metazoa; Chordata; Lepidosauria; Squamata; Lacertidae. The record is from RefSeq and is a predicted model, not a curated record.
UGCAACCCUCUCCCUUCCCAAACCCUCCUGCUUCUUCUCGCCCCCUGCAAGAUUUUUAUUUUUUAAAAAGAAGCAAGCGAAAGACACCCCCCCCGUGUUUGUUUGAUUAUCCGAGCUUAUUUUCUGGGAAUUGGGGAAGGGAAAGAAGGUGGUUGGGGGGGGGGAAGCAACCGAGCUCUGGAAAUGUGGAAAAGCAGAGGAGGUUCGGAGCUUCCGAGAGCUUUGCUGCUUUGGGAAGCUCCCCCUGGAAGUGGAUUAGAGUUGGCCAUGGCAGAUUCAUAUUCCUACAGAGGUGGGAAGAAAGUGGCUGGAACUAGCAAGACCAGCGCAGACAAAGACAGCAGCAAGGCAGAGAUGAAGAUAAACCCGGCGUAUGAGCAGUCAAGGCUUGGAAAUGCAACUAACGAUAAAACGGAAGGCAAAAGGAAAGGGAGGCCAAAGGCAGACAGCCAGGCCCUGAAGGAUAUUCCGCUGCCUCUGAUGAACCAGUGGAAAGAAGAGUUCAAGGUCCACUCCAGGGUGAAAUGCCCCAACUCGGGCUGUUGGCUCGAAUUCCCCAGCAUCUAUGGCCUGAAGUACCACUACCAGCGCUGUCAAGGGGCAAGGAGGAUGGAGGGUACCGUCGUGGAGAAGCGGACUUUCCCGUGCCCGUUCUGCGAAGCCACCUUCACGUCCAAAACCCAGCUGGAAAAGCACCGUCUCUGGAACCAUCUUGACCGGCCGCUGCCGGCCGCCCCUGCCCCGGUGGAAAACAGGUCGUCGAAAGUCUCCGGCAAGGGCAAGAAAAGAGCUGCCGAGGGUUCAGCUUCCCUCACCAUCCAUCCCAAACAGGCAAAGGUGGAGAAGGCCGCCGCCCUGCAUCGCCCCGAGAACGGAGAAUGUGCGGCCGUGAGCCCGGGCAGCAAAGACUUCCAGACCAGGGCGGCCGCCAUGCCUGGCACUCAGCUGUCGGGCGGCAAGGGCUCCAAGCAUCAGUCGAGCAGGCAGGCCUCUGAGCAGGAGGAAGACCCCGAGAGGAUGAAGCACAAGUUAGGAAGGAAACAGAAAACUCCUAAGAAAUUUACUGGAGAGCAGCCGUCCAUCUCCGGAACAUUUGGACUGAAAGGGCUGGCGAAAGCAGAGGACAAGGCGAAAGCACACAGGGCAAAGAAACUGGAGGCAUCUCUGAGCAGCGCCAGCAAUGAAGAUCUGAAGAAGAAAACGCCGGGGCCCAGUAUAAGAAAGGAUGCGGCCCCGACAGCAGCAGCUCCUUCUGCAACAGUGAGCCCAGAAGAGCAGUGGCAGCGGGCGAUCAAUGAGAGAGGGGAGGUGGCUUGUCCGACCUGCAGCAUGAUUACCCGGAAGACGAUCCUUGGCCUCAAGAAGCACAUGGAAGUCUGCCAAAAACUGCAGGAUGCCUUGAAAUGCCAGCACUGUAAGAAGCAAUUCAAGUCCAAAGCCGGUUUGAAUUAUCACACCAUGGCCGAACACGUCAACAAGCCAGUUCCUGUGGAAGCCGCCGCCCCUCUCAGCGAGCACGAAGAGCGGGAGAGGUUGAGGAAAGUACUGAAGCAGAUGGGGAAACUAAAAUGCCCUGUCGAGGGGUGUGUGGCUACUUUCUCCAGCCUUAUGGGGUACCAGUACCACCAGAAGCGGUGCGGGAAGCAGCUGUCCGAGGUGGAGAAGCCCGUCUUCACCUGCCUGCACUGCGGGAAGACGUACAAGUCGAAAGCUGGACACGACUACCACGUGCGGUCGGAGCAUCCGUCCACGCCUCCUGAACAGCCCGAGAUAAAGCCUGAAGUCAGCCUCGCCGAAGAUUUCGAGAGGACUCCGAGCGGCAGGAUCCGGCGCACGUCAGCCCAGGUCGCCGUCUUCCACUUGCAGGAAAUCGCCGAGGACGAGCUAGCCAAGGACUGGACCAAACGGAGGAUGAAGGACGACUUGGUGCCCGAGACAAAGCGACUAAAUUACACCCGUCCUGGGCUUCCGAAGCUCAACCCGAGGCUUCUGGAAACCUGGAAAAACGAAGUGAAGGAAAAAGGACACAUCAACUGCCCUAAUAACUGCUGCGGUGCCAUCUAUUCCAGUGUGUCCGGUUUGAAAGCCCACCUUGCAAACUGCAACAAGGGAGACCACUCUGUGGGGAAGUAUCGUUGUCUUCUGUGUCAGAAGGAGUUUAGCUCAGAAAGCGGCGUCAAGUACCACAUCAUUAAGACUCACUCGGAGAACUGGUUCCGGACUUCCACGGAGGCCAUCCGGAAGAAAAAGAUCAGCGAGCCGACCUCUCCCAGCCACGAGGAGGAGAAGAAAAGCACGGAUGGGAAGAAGAGGGGGCGGAAGCCGAAGGAAAGGCCUCCAGAAUCUUCCGCCAAAAGCAAAGAGAUAGGCAAGACGAACCAUAAGAAACCGGCGGGGCCCUGGGAGGCCGCGGACUUCAGCCCCGAUGAGAGAGAGCGAGGUAACAAGCCCCCCCACAGCAAGAAAGGGGGGUCCAGUAAAAUGCCAGAGAAAUAAGCCGUCGUUUUGGGGGGGAGAAAACGAAACGAAACAAAACUCUCUAAUGAUUAGUUUACAGCCCAGGGUAAUGUGGCGGAGGGAGGGGAGAGCUACCCCCAGUAUACGCUGGGCCCCUCCAACUUCUGCUCAUCCCUUUUUUAAAAACGAAAAACCACUUUAAAAUCACGGGACAUUUUGUUUUCACCACUGGAAGAAGAGAACGAAACGAGGAACGGCCGCUGUUAUUUUUCCGUCGGAAACCUCUGCGGAUUGUACAUAACCCCCUCCCGCUGCGGUGGUGGGCACAUGUGGGUCAGGCGCCCCUCGUCCAGGGGCAGGUGGAAUAGUAAGGUGGUUUGUCGGCAGCCUCCUUCCUUUCUUCCUGCCUCUGAAUUCGAACCCAAUGCCACUCAAGGAAAGAGAGGGAGAAGGAAAGAGAGAGCAAACGGGGGUUUGCUCAAGCAAAGGGAGAGGAAAGUGCAAUAGGAACCCAGGCGUAAGCUGGUAAAAAUUCUUUUUUUAAAAAAGCUAUUAUUAUUUGUGGAUUCCUUUUCAGGUAGCAGUCAUGUGUUAGGAAAUAGAGCUGGUGGGAAUUUUACAGAUGAAAUUAUUGUUGUGAUUGUGGUUGCGAACCAGCUUUCUUUUAUAAUUUUCAUAGGAGAUGCUUUUUUUACGAAGGAAAAAAGGAAAAAACAAAAACCCGACGAGGUCGUUUGACGACCGACGUUUCGGGAUUGUCGUUUCGUUAGGUUCUGUUCACGUUUUAAACGUUACUCUGAUUUGGGACCCGGUUCCCCGUUUUCAGUUUGGGGAGCUAUGUCCUUCAGUUGUCAAGGUUUGGGGAUUAGGGCGGGGAAGGGGGAGGGUUUUGGCAAUGAGACGUUUUUGGAAGCAGGCCUGUUGGGAGUUUUGAAAAUGGCCGUUCUCUCGCUGCGUAAAUUAUUGCCUGGGAGCCCCUGCAGGGGGAAAUCACAAACAUUUUUUUAAAAAGGCAUAUUUCUUUGAGGGGGAAGCUUUGAACGGAAACCGCUUAUUGCGGUGCAAAAUAAACUUCAUGAACGUUUAUUCUGCCUGGAGGAAGUAUCAAACCAUAAAGGAGCCACAGAGCCGCGAAUAACUUCUGGGCCUCAGCUCCAUCCUUUCUGCUGUUUCCUUGUUGAGCACAGAAGGUCUGAAGCAGGAUGUUGAGUCGCGUUUGCUGGAAUCUUCCAUGCAGUCGGAAAGGCUCCUCUGGUGUAGCGCUUAGAGCAUUGGAUUAGGACCCGAGACACCCGGGUUCAGAUCCCUUCGCUUGCCUGUGAAGCUUGCCGGGUGACUUGGCCCGGUCACAGCCCCUCAGCCUAACCUACCUCACAGGGUUGUUGUGAGAAUAAAAUGGGGGGGGGAGAGUGAGAGAACACGCUGCCCUGAACUCUUUAGAGGGAAGGUGGGAUCUGAAUGUAAUAAUAAGCAAGUAAAUAAAGACAAAAGCAGAGUUCCCAAUCGCGAGGUGGCUUAACCUCACAUUCAGGAAAACACGGGUAGAAGUCGUCCUUCAGUCCACCCCUGUUCUCUAGGGGAAAGUUGGGGACGGAGAUGGGGUUUGAUAUUUCCUGCUCAUGCAGAAUGCCUGAACUUGGCUCAUUAAAACAAAAAUACCAGGAAGGUCUCACCAACUAUAAUUAAAUCAUUGGUUGACUUCUGCAACGCAGAGGGGAUGCCAACCAUAUUGGGCCAGCGGGCCCAUUUGGGAUUUUGAGAAAGUGCCGUGGACGCCGGUCACAAAAUGGCCGCCGUGGGGAUGAGGCGCCAUCCAAGAUGGCUGCUGCAAGAGUGCGGCAUGAUGCAAAAACAGCUGCUGGGGAAGGGGGAGCCAACAGGAUCUGAGCAGAAAGAUUGAACAGGCUCUCUCGUGUAUUGUGGAUUUCUGAGGGGAAUUUUGCUGAGACUUUUUUUGCAGGCGCCGUUGGAGGUGUGGAGGCCGCCUUGGUUGGUGACUCCUGCUAUAGAUGGUGGGAAGUGUACUUGAAUAGGAUUGGGUAUGUCCUGGCGUGUUAUAUUAUGUUAAUUCAGCAUAACAAACACCUCAGCAUUUACCUCAGCUUGUGGGGCCUUGAGUUGAAACCAGUCUCUCUGCCAUCACAUGGUGAAUGGAACCAGUAUGUGCUGCCCAAUAUCAGGAAUUCCCAGAAGUGCUUUUUGGCUGUAUCCUAAAGCGCCAGAUUUAGGCCAUAUGAAAAUUUGCCCCUAGUUCUAAGUAAGGUGAUUAAACCCUCUUUCCGCCAUCUCUGAAUUUUCGAAGGAUAGACACCUUCUGGCCUAAGCUUUGCUUUUUCUUCAUAACACGCUUCUGGGAUCAAGGCUGGCUACUGUUUAUGUAUGGAGAGGGAUAUUUUUAAGGCAGGGGUAGUCAACAAUGGUGCUUUGUUGAACUAAAACUCUUACCAGCCAAAGCCAGCAUUGAGAACGGUCAGGCAUGCUGGGAGUUGUAGUACAUUGAUGGGGAGAAGUUCAGACUCCCGAGAUGUCAGUCCCAUUUCACUUCAGUGAAGGUGUAGCUCUAACAGCCUUCCUCAACCUCAUGCCCUCCAGAUGUUUUGGAGUACAGCUGUUACGGCUGAUGGGAGUUGUAUUUGAGGCAUAAGAAGCCAACUGGAAGUCUUUGAAGCUUAGAAGACACUUUGGGCUUGCGGUUGGCAAGUCUUGGGGUUUGACUUGACGAUUUUAGCUUCAGGGUUCCUAGGAGAAGGAAUGGAAUGAUCAAAUGAAGAGCCAUAAUAUAGGAUGGCAGUGUUCGCAUUGAGAGCUUUCGGCAUUCACAUACACAUUCAUAGAAUCAUAGAGUCGGAAGGGGCCUGCGGAUCAUCUAGUCCAACCCCCUGCAAUGCAGGAAUCUCAACUAAAGCAUCCAUGACAGACAGCCAUCCAACAUCUGCUCAAAAACCUCCAAGGAAGGAGAGCCCACCAGCUCCCGAGGGAGACUGUUCCACUGUCAAACAGCUCUUACCAUCAGAAAGUUCUUCCUGGCGUUCAGUCGGAAUCUCCUUUCUUGUCACUUGAAGCCAUUGGUUCGUGUCCUGCCCUCGGGAGCAAGAGAAAGCAAGCUUGCUCCAUCUUCCAUGUGACAACCCUAUACAGUAGAUAUUUGAAAACGGCCAUCCUAUCUCCUCUCAGUCUCCUCUGUUCCAGGCUAAACAUGCCCAGCUCCUUCAGCUGUCCCUCAUCUUGAGCUACUAGUUUCUUUCCCUUAACCAGCCAAGGUGCCAUUCUUCUGAAUUAAAUUUCAACCCACUUGACCUCUUUAGCUACAACAACCCAACAAGGCAGAAGUGCUUACGGAGGAGAACUGGGCAUCAGUUUGCUUGUUUGUUUAGCUUUGUUUGCUUUUUGAAGUUUGCACUGCUGCAAACUGCUUCUCUGUAGUGGUCCCUUCAAGCUGGCCGGGGCUGAUGGGAAUCUGCAGGGCGCCAGGUUGGUGAAGCUGGCUUUAGAGUGAUGUGCAGACAAGGCCAAUAGCAGCAUGACAGAAAUGCUUUUCCUGCACCAGGGUAAGAGGAGGCCGCAGUAUCUCCAGAACACCUUCCAUGCGUUCUGCUCUUUUAAUGAUUUCUUGUCUCUGGCCUUUGACGCUAUCGUCAAAGUAAUAUCUAAUUUAAUGGUUUUAGCACAGGAAAAACUUGGGAUGGAAACUACCCUCUAAUGAAUAACAAGGCCGAAUGAUCUGUCCCAUCCCCUCUCCCACUGAAUUUCAGAAGGUAAACCUUUUUGUUAAUUAAGCUCCUGCCAUUAUUUCUCUCUCUCUCUCUCUCUCCACCAGUUCAUAGUCCUUUCUUCACGCUGGAAAGACCUCAUUCAGUAAUUUCAGAGGGGCGGGGAAAUCAUUAACGGAAUGCCUAGAAGUGUCAACUUAACUCUUUGUCAGGUUGGCUCUCUGGGGAAAUCUAAGGCUGCGUGGCCUGUCUUGGCGGCUGAAUUAAAACAUCUGCAUUUCUCGCAGUAUCAAGGAGUUGGCAGGCAAAAGUCAGAAGGACUUGCACUUAUUUAAUCAAGCCCCUCAAAAGUCUUGGGUCUGUUGGAACCAAGAUGCUGGUUACUUUUUUGUGCACACAGAAGCUUUUCCUUGGCCGGUUCAUUGCAGGGAAGCCACAGGUGCAAGAUCUACCAACUGCGUCACCUUUAACAAGAUAGCUGCCUGUUUUUUUUGCAAAAGUCUCACAGUCUUUGAAAAGCAGGAAGGAGGAGGAAGGGAGCAGAGUUCAGCAGUAGAACACCAGGUCUACAUAACAGGGCCACCCACUUCAAUCCCUGGCAUCUGCAAUUAAGCGAGGAUCAUCUACCUUGCUUAUUAUGCUCCUCCCGAGGACUGCUCCACACCAGAUGCAGCCGCAACCCUGUGUUCUUGCCAAGCGGUCAGGAUUGGCACAGUUUUGCCAGCCCAGGGUUGCAGGCAGCUGCAUCUGCACCAAGCAGGUGUUUGGCCACAUUCAAACACUACGUUUUCACGAGUAUGCUUAAAUCCUCUUAAGGUGCGCACUUUUAAAAAUUGUACGGUUCAAAAUGGCCCUCAAACAACUACGGUACAUGGCUUCAACUUUUUAAUCCCCAGCCCCACAAACCACUGUACUACAUUUCCUUCUGUGGGAACAAGGGUUGCUGUUUUUUCUAUGUCUGUAUUCAUAUACCCAUUUGGGGACCAUAGGGAGUGAGACAUUGGGGAUGAGAGCGUACAGGUCAUGGCAGCCCUGCAAAAUAGCACACUGCAGUUAUGCCCAUAUGGGGGGUGGGGGGUGAGUGAAGUGUAUGACAAUCCUGCAGGGUAGUCUAUAGAGAUGUGGCACCAUAUUUUGAGCAGUCCCCCCCCCAGGGAAAUGCAGUGGGGACGAGGGGAGGGCUCUCAAGCUCACGGUAGGAGCAAUGUAGGGUGGGGAAAGGGGUGAUUAAUUGCUAUCCCAUCCAUAUGAGGGGGGGUAGGAUCUUGUGGGUAGGUUGCUGCUGCUUGCAAACAAAUAAAUAAAUGGGUAUAUUUGUUUUGCACACAAAAAGGAAAGGGAAGAGAAGAGGCAGCGGAGGCUGUUUCAAAAUAUCUGAUGAGGUUGGUCAGGACCGGCCCUACCAUUAGGCAGGUGUGGAAAGCAGUGUUUUGUGAGUGCCUGAGCUCUCUUAAGCUAACCUGCUGCCCUCAGUUAUAGAAAAGGAUACCGCCCCAUCACCAGUGUUGGUAUUCAGCCAGUCCAGUCGCCUUCCGUGCAUGGAAUUGGGAAGAGGCCGCCACCUUGUCCUCUGCCUCAGGCGGCAAAAUGUCUUGGUUUUGCCACCACUGGAGAAACCACUGAAGGUGGAUCAGCGAUCCCUCCUUAAAGCACAUAAGCACCCUUUGCCUCCCCUCCCCAGAUUGAUGAAAGGCACCCCCCCCCCUCCAUUAUUUACCACGUGGAAACAGGUUUAGCAGCGGUGGGGAAAGGGGAAGGCCCAGAAUUACAAAGGAAGUGCUCAGGUGCAAAUGCUGCAGCUUCUAUAAUUAGCUCUCAAAGCCAUCCUCUGUGCUCCACAGCCUCACUUUAUAGAUUUGCUACCUGUGGUUUUAGCAGACCGUUGGUAAAGAACAAAGCAGGAGGCGGGAAAGGUUGUUCUCGUUUGUUGAGCACCUUAAGUAGGUAGGCAGAAGGCAGCCAGAGAUAAAUAGCAGCUGAUAAUUUCUUGCCUUUGAACCCUGGAAACCUGGCAGCUGGGUAAGCCAUCCUACCUGACCAUGGCGCCAGGCCUAAUAGGACUGGCUCACCUGGCAGGGCAGCAAUGGUCCACAACAAUAGUCUCCUGGCAGCAGCGCCACGGUUGCUUACUGGGAGGUUGGCAGUGGUGGUGAGGUUUAUGCUGUGCAGUUGCCCCAAUGAGAGCCCCAGAUUGCCUCUUCCGGUGCUUGGGCAACCCAGCUGCCUCGCCCCUCCUGGUGAACGGCCGCAAUUCCUGUGCCAGGAGGCUGUUGCUGUGGGUGUGCCACUCCAGGAGAACCAUUCCUCAGCCCUAGUGCGGACUGUCUGAAUCAAUAGUUCGGUGGUGUAGCAUCUGUGCGUUCAGAAAGUCCCAAGUUCGCUCUGCUUCAUCCCUCUUUGUCCAUGGUCCGCUCAGGCUGCCUCACUCUUCCAUCCCACCAGAGUCCCUUCCUUCCUUCCUUCCUCCCUUCCUUCCUCCCUUCCUCCCUUCCUUCCGUUUCCUCUUUCGCUUUUCCUGACUUUAAAAAGUCCCCUUCCUCCCCUUUGCCGUGUAGUUCCGGAAUAAUUGGAAGGACAAGCCGAGAACAAGCUGACGUGCGUGUGGGCGCAGCACCCUGAUAUCAGGUGAUUCCCAGUCCUGAAUGUAACUCCCUGCUCUGUCCAUCCCUAGUUCUAGCGUCCAUGAUUACCCUAUUCACCUAUGGCGAGCAACAAUCAGGCUGCAGGCGGCUAGGCAAGGAUCCUUCCGUACAAUGGGAGAGAGCUGGUUCAUUCACAUUGUGUCCUGCUGAUGAUAAAGUCAGGUCUGGGCAAGGCAGCGAAUGGAAAUGGUUUUGUGUGCUUCCAAUGACGUGUUUGCAAAGGUUACACUUUCUGCUAGACAAACUCCAGGGCUGUGCAAUGCUUUGCUUUCAACCAUGGCACUUUCUCUCAAGCACUUGCAUUAUCUCAAGUAAUCCAAAUAACAAGUCGCCAAUGUUAUUAUCUCCUUAUUGCAGAGGGAAGUUAAGACUAAGAAGCUAGUCUAAUAAGCCAACCCAGUGAGUUCAUAGCUGUGCUGAGAUUUGAGCAGGGGGCUCGUAGCUUAUUUGCUUAAUGCAAGAUCCUUUCCAUUUACGGCUUUGGGACUGAAAUGUAGUCUCCCUAGAGUACCUCUCGUCUACUGAUGCAUGGAGAUAUCAUGGCAACAGCUCGUCUCCAGAGGCACAAGUGACAUAUUUCUAGUGUCCUCCAGAGGCUGGCUGCAAAAUAGACUUUGCUGGUUGGGUCGGACUGACUGCACGUUUUCUCGCUGGCUGUGUGCAAUAGGCAUUCGCGUUACAGAUCCUUGCCUGGGGAUUCAGGAAAAAAUAAUGCAAAAUCACCUAGGCAAAGUCGGGCCUUUGCUCUUGUGCAUUUCUGCUUAUAGACUGGUGCAAAUAGAUUGCUAAUGAGAACAGCCAAAAUGUCUCAAGGUGAAAAGGAAGUGAGAGUGAACUGCAACCAUAAGCAGAGUUUCGAUUUCAGGAGUACUUCAGAUGAAUGGGGUUGUAACCUGGAGGGGAGCGCCCAGGGUUGCAAGCAGCAAAUUCUGAAAUGUGGCAGCUCUUUGUGACAACCCCCACAGCCCUGCCCCUCCUAAGAACAUACCGCAGUAAUGAAUUUUUGGCUACUGCAGACGUUAGGGCUUCAGUACCAAGCCAGUUUGUUUCUUACCCCCAACUCCCGCCUUGCUUAACAUGCAGGCUGUUAAACUCAAAAGCUUCCUGUCAUGUGACCUUUUGAUAGAUCAGAUAAUAAAAGGAACUUUGCGGUUUUUCAGAAUAAAAGUUAGCAGUUCGGUCCUUUAGCCAUUCACGCUACUGCAACAUACCUCUUCUUCUGCUUAGCUUAUUUCAGGUGUAGGAAGCCUGAGACCCUCCAGGGGCUGUUGCAUUGCAAUGCUCAUCACCCUUGACCUUUGGCCAUGCCGGCUGGCGUUGAUGGGAGCUGGAAUGCAAAUGCUCCCUGUCCCUGGCUUAUUUGGUGGGUUGUUUUUUCCCUCUUUUAUUUGGCAUGCCAAGGAAUGGCAAGAAAACGGGGGACGAUGGCAUCACCUCUGCUGUGAAAUGCGGGGUGGCGCUUCAUGCCUGCCCUGCUACACCCCUGGGAGUGUCCCCCCCCCCAAUUUCCGCUCCCAAGAACCACCUCCAAGCCAAUCCUGCUACCUCAGUUUUCUUAAUGAAAAGCUAUUCACCUCAACCUGUCAUUGAUUUUGAGUGGUGUACGAAGAAUGAACCAGUUCAGGAUCCCCAUGAAUCACCCAGUCCAACAUUUCAUUCUGGUUUAUUUAUCCGAGUUGCAUGUUUGAUUGAGGGAUGCCAAGUGAGCUUGAGAUAAGCCGAGAAGGACCCUCGAAACUAGCUCACGCGUGAGCCAAAGGAAUGAUCUGGGCCGUGCUCCCCAAACCUGGUGCCUUCCAGAUGUUGUUGGACUGCAACUCCCAUCAUCCCGGACCAUGUUGUCGGCGGAUGAUGGGAGCCGGAGUCCAGCCAUCUCUGAAGAGCACCCAGUUGAGGAGGUGAGCCUGGAUCAUGAAUUCUAAUUCUUCGGCUUCUGAAAGCUCCUCUUCCCAGUCUCCUCGAUCUUGACCAUUCACUGUCGUCCCACCACUGCUCCGUGGGCUGUGACCCUUCUUUCCUUGGGGGUUCCCCAGCUGGUUCCUCCUGCCACUCCUCUUUGCCCAACCACUCCCUGACAUGAUGCUUCAAUCUUCCAAAACUUUUCUUUCUUGGGGGUCUCCCACUAGGCCAAGGGUGGGGAGGCUCAGGCCCAGGGGCCCAGUGUCCAAGCCUCUCCCUCUGGUGCUUGGGAACUCUCAACAGGCCACACUUCUUGGGCCCAGCCCUGUGCCUGCCUCAAACGUGUUUGCAUCUUGGGUGGAGGACAAAGGGGGGUUGUAUAGGAACUAGCCUACUUUUGCUUCUGGCCCCACCUGCCACUGGGAUGUGGCCCCCAGAAGAAAUGCCCAGAAGGGGAUAUGGCCCUCAGGCUGUCCUAGACUGUGCAAUAACUUUCUGGGGGGGGGGAAUCUAAAGCCAUAGAGCGUCGUCCUCCUGGGGAAAGCCAUCGGCUUCUUUGGACUCUUGUCCUGAAGAAUCUAGAUGUAUUGCAGCCUUCCCCCAGCUGGCUGGAGCCGAUGGGAUUUGGAGUCAAACAUAUGGAGGGCACCAGAAUGGGGGAGGCUGCCUGAAACAGAUACAGCUAAGUGACAGAUCUGAAGUUUGAGUGAUGUGCGUCUUGGGGUUACAGGGGCCGGUUCACAAGACAUUUUGUUCCUGAACUGUGUGGUUCUUGUGCUGUUAACCCCCUUCUAAGCGAAGGACAUAGAAGCUUGCACUUAGAAAAAAGCACACGAAAAACCCCAAAUAACAGGAAGAGAAAAUAUAUAUUCAAUAACUGAAAUAAUAAAGUGUGGAGACUUUACACAUUUACGCAUGCUUUCCUGUGCACGGAUUAUUUUGCCCCAGUCUGAACAUUUGUGGAUUUUUUUUUUAAAGUUAAAACUAGAUUUAAGAAGGGUUGGGAACAAUGGAUCCCUGGGAAGGGGGCUAAUGUGGGUGGGUGGGUGCAAAAUAUGACGGGUUGUUUUGGGGCAGGGGAGGGAACUGGAAGAAGAUCUCCUACCUCAUUUUCCAGCCAGUGCAACCCAAACUUCCUCUGGCUCAUAAGCCUCUAGAUGACUUCAGGGUUUUGUUUCCUUUUCCUGCCUCGAUGAGGGCCAGGAGCUUAUUUUUUACACAAUGAAAACUGACCUUGCUCAGGGUUCACGGUGAGCAGCAGCCUCUCGUCCUAUUUGAUCCUGUUCUCACGUUUGACCUCAGAAAAGUUCUGCCGGGGCUUUUCUCCCUGCGACUGCUGCACUCACGACACAACUGAAUUGUAUAAGUGGCGGGUUGUUCCAUCCGAACGGGCCAUUCAUACUGGGUCGCCGUCAUUUCUCCGCAAAUUGCGUUGCAGCCACCGCCAUAUAUAAUUUCUAGACCAGCUAGCAAGUGAGGCGUUAAAUUUCGGUUUCAGGGAAUAUAGGGCCAGGCAGUAAGCAUCCUAUAUAUAUUUUAAGCCCUCUGCCCUUGGGGAGCAACACCCACCCCUUUCCACUGCUCCCCAAGACUUGGGCAGAUUCAGAUGUUGCUGCUGAGAGGGGGGCGUGGAGGAGCUCGAACAUACAUGUGCACCCAGUGUGCACCCAGCGGUGCUCUUUGCAGCACCAGCUGAUCUUAGCAUAAAUGUUUCCAACUUCUUUUUUGAGAAGUGGAGAAGGUCAUUCAUUGUGCAUGCCCACACCUGCAUUCUUAGGAUUAUUGAGGGCAUCACGUGGAAUUCGCCAGCUUUUGGCCUUCCUCCUCCCCUGAAGGGCAUCCUGUUGAAAUACUCCCUACCGAUUAAGGCCCAAUUUGCAUACGCAGCUAGAGGAGGAAGAGAACAAAUGGGCUGCUCCCUUCCAGAAGGUCCUCCCAGGUUCUGCCUCUGGCAUCUCAAGUUAUUAGGCCAUUGGUAGCAAGUCACGGGGAUCCUUCACCCGCAGAGCCUGGCAGUCAAAAGUAGGCAGACCUGGAGCAAGGAUGACCUCCGGCAGAUUUCUGCCUCCAGACUGCCAGUGGAGAGGCCAAUUCUGAAUCCUCUGUAAAAAAACAAAGAAAUCAAAACCUCCUUGCAGGCAAAGAAGCAGCACUUCACAGUUCAUUUAUUUGUUAUUUAUUUAGAAAGAUUAUUACGCUUUUCCUUACAAAAUAAAUACAUGCAGCUAGAGUGGGCUUGCAGCAUACAAAUUCAUAUAAAAACACAUGGAGCUUGGAGUUCUAGCUUAGCUUCCCCCCCACACACACACACUGCUCCUUUUCUAGGGCGUGGCUUCGUCAUUUUGAAAGCACAGGGGAGCGUUCAAAAGUCAAUUCGUUCACCUGCAGCCUGAAGUGGUAUAGUCACCUCCCUCAUGUCAGGACUCUCCCACUUCAUACCGCUGCUCAUUUUUCUGGACGCUCAGGCCUUGGAUGUCAUAAGAUGUAUUUUUGUGUGUUAGCUGUGGCUGUCCUUGAGCACGUUUGAGCACUGGUUAUGUGCUGGAUGCUGUCGAGGGGGGUACAGUACCCAUUGUGAAGUGGGGUUGGCUUUGAACGUCUGAAAGCUCAGUUUGUUGCCACCAGGAGCUGAAGGUAGCAUUUCUGGAGAAACCUGCAUGCAAGGGGACCAUGGCAGAUGAGUCUCACUUGGCUGGGACCUCUCACCUGCCCCGUGCCCUUGGGGAAUGUUGGUCGCAUCUCCUUUGCAUGCAGAAGGUCCCAGGGUAAAAGCCGGGAUCGGGAGAGGCUUCUGCCUAAAACCUUGGAGAGCUGCUGCCAGUCAUUGUAGACAGAACUGAGAUACAUGGACUAAUUGAUUCAUAGAAUCACAGCAUUGCAGUAUCCUGUGUGCUCAGUCAUUAAAAAAUAAAAUCAGGGAGGACAGGGGAAGGCAAUCUACAGCGCUGUCACUCCUGAACAACACCCCUGGACCAUGUGAAAGUUUUUGGGAGUGAGCUUGCAAGUACAACAUCCUAAGUUAGUAAGACUUGGGCGGGCAAUUGAAAUCCUUUACAAGUUCCGUAGGGUGGCCUCGACUCCCAGUUCUCCCAGCAACUCCAGCAACUAUAUUAACUUUAUAUGAGACGACAUUUUCUCAGCAUGAAAUAUUUGCAUGGAGGCAAGCCAGGGAGAGGCUGGAAGGGUUUCGGACUGGAUGCUGUGGGUUCGCAAUUCCACGCAGUCACGACCUUCUUAGACCCGGGAUUGUCACGCUCAACCUAACCUACCUCACAGGCUUGUUGUGAGGAUGUACUGGAGAGGGAAAAACUUUUAAGCUCCCCAAAGGACAGGUUGGAUAUAGUAAUGAAGGUUAAUUAUCAGCCCUGCAUAAGAGAGUUUUCCUAGGUUGACGCUGUUUCAUGGUGGCACAGCUGGAGAUAAUCUUAAUCACCAAAAGAUUCUUACUGGGCCAGCAGUGGUUUGUGUUAAAUUAGUAGUGGUUAGCUGCCACUACUGCAAUAAAUGACUUCAGCGAUAGUUUACUAGUGCCGGGGGGGGCGGCUUGUAAAAGACAGCACAGUCCAUUCUGCGCUGGACCAUCCAUCUGUCUUCCUGGGCAUAAAACGUUUCGUACAGUGUCCACUAGAAAAUUCACCAUUCCCCCAUGAUCCUUCACUCACUGCACAGAAAUAUGGGUUAGUUAGCUGCAAAAUUUAUUAACAUGGAGGCAAAGCAAGAACUACACCUGUUGCUUGAACCAAACAGAAAAACCCGAAUCCUCAAAAGUACGGAGUUGUUUAUUGCAGGAAUUGGUGUGGAAAUUCACUCCCUCGAAAGAGGAGCUGUAAACCCUAAUUGAUGCAAACCCUUGAUGGCUUGCUAAUGUGAGACCAUUCACACCGUUGCUUUCUCACCAAGUGGUCAAGUUUCUCAGUCACUUUGGGAUGGCGGUUUGCAUCACUGGUCAUCUGGCCAAGGUGAAGUCUUCAAAAAGUGAGAUGUUGGAUUUCUACCGAACUUUUCAAAUGACCCCGUUUCGUACAGAGCUCUCAAAACGCCAUCCGAAAAGCAAGGGGUCAGGGAGGAGGGAUCGAUUGAGUUGGAAUUUAGCUGAAGUUGCAUUUAGCUCUGCCACAUAAAGUAAUCUUUUUUAAAAAAAUGCUUUUGUAAAAUGAAGUGGUUGCACUGAAUUUCUCCCUAUGGCACUUGAAUGUCCACUUCUGCUGAAGAAACAUCUUGCAGGUGAGAAAACAGCUAUUUGAAUCCACACUGAAGCUUUUCAGCUAUCUUGACAAUCAGGUCCUCCACGUUAAUAGGGUAAGUGGCAAAUGUGCCCAAAGGAUCUUUGCAUGCCACUGAAAUUCAACGUGCUUAAUUGUUCAACUCCCACCCUGGCCUUACGCAGAGUUAGACUGGGCCUAAGCCCAGUGAAAUCAAGGAGCGCUGAAGCUUCUAAUUCUGCCUUAGACUGGACUGUUAGCCGCAUUAAAAUCGGACGGCACAAUGUGCUUUUGUGCUUGAUGCCACGAAAAGGGCUACAGCUAGAGAAGCAGUCCUAUGCAUCCAUCAGAAUGUGCUUGGGCCCUGUUUCUUGCCAUGCGCUCUUCGAGAGACCAGCCCAGGAAAGACCAUGGGGCCUUUCCUCCUUCCUAGGAGCGUUUUAAGUUGAGGACAAGACUGCCACAUAACAAAGCUAGCAUACCGGUAUAAUUCAGCAGAGCCGGGGGGGGGUGGGGUGGAGGAAUUUAUCAUCUCGCUACUGUAGUUCUCCAGCUGUAUGGAGAACCAAACGUCACUUCUUAGAACGAUGCAUUCGGAAUGAAAGACAAUCACCCUGAACAUGGUGCCCAUCAAGGUGGGAGCUGGGCACACCAGGGGGCAGUUCUGUGAGAGAGAUGGAGGGAGGAGAGGCAAUGGUCCGUUGGAACCUGUGCUUUGGUGUGACUCUCAUAUGUUUCCAUGUGUCCAAGGAGGCCUGCCCCCCGCGAUACAUUCUCACCCAUAUAUCUGAAACCAUCUCCCCCACCCCACCCCAACUGCUUCCCUUUCUUCGUGGUACCCAUUCCCGGGCAUCUCCAAAUGUUGUUUUGAAUUGUUUCUCUCUUUUUUUUGUCGUCGUCUUUUUCUUUCUUCUGAUGCCAAGCAUUAAUGCAUAAGUGUAUUUUGAAAAGUUAAAAUGAAAAAAAAAAGAUUUUCAGUCUAUCACUUGUAACCAUAUAUAAAUAUAAAUAUAUAUAAAUAUAUAUUAAAAAGUGUUUAUUUGCAAAAAAAAAAAGGAAGGAAGGAGAAAAAAAAUCCAACGCAAAAAACUAAAAAAAAUGUUUUAACUGUAAACUCUCUUAUAGACUUCUGAUUUGUGACGACCUGUCCUUUUGGUAAUCAUUGACAAAAUAAUUCCUCAGCUUGAGUACUGUAAUAAAAUAAAUAUUAAUAUCGGCGCCACUGAAAACCCUUGAAGGGAGAAAUCUAUGUACUGUAUGUAUUUAAAACAAAACCCACAGCUGUAUGAAAUAAAUGUUUAUUGCCUUUUUUCAUACUUGGCGUGAGUUUCCUUGUUGGUGAAAAGAAAGCAGGGCAGAGCUUGAGCCAAAGAGCCUUGUGUAUUGUGCUCUGAAUCACAACUUACAGGAAGUAUUUUAAGGUGGCACCUGCUAACACAUUCACCCCACAUUCAACUACAAGUUAUAGGGCUGAUUCUCAGGUAAUACUAAGCAAUCCUUCUCCAACCUGGUGCCCUUAUGAUGUGUAGGACUACAAAUCCCACCAAUCAUGGCCACUGGUCACGGAUGAUGGGAGUUGUAGUCCAAAAUCUCUGGAGGGACCUAGGUUGGGCAAGCCUGCACUAAACAACGGAGGAGCCUUCAAAGGUCAUCACAUCCAUGUUCUUUCUGUUCCCCACUUGAUGGACACCUGUCAUUCAUGGACUGAAGCCAACCAUAGUUUGCUGCAUUUUCUGAACUGCUGGGGUACUGCUUGUUUCCAAGAACGAGCCUGGUUUUUCUAGCUGAUUAAGAUGAAAUUGCAAACCAUGGUUUGCCUUAAAAGAAGGAGGGACGAAAUUGCCACACAUAAGAAAGGAAUGGAUCUCUGGCUUGCUGUUUCUCUCUGCAAAUCCAAGUGUUUAACCACGUGCCAUUCAAAGUUACAUGCAUCUUGCCAUUUAAAUUAGGUGCAUUUUGUAUCUUGAGUUGAGCUGGUGAAGUGAACAGGGUUCUUGCUGCUAGAGAGAGCUGAAAUCCCACAGAUCCUUUCAACAUUAUAGCCUGGGUCACAAAUACAGUGGUACCUCAGCUUAAGUACACAAUUGGUUCCGGAAGUCUGUACUUAACCUGAAGCGAACUUCCCCAUUGAAAGUAAUGGAAAGUGGAUUAAUCUGUUCCAGACGGGUCUGCGGAGUACUUAAACUGAAGCGUACUUAACCUGAAGCGAACUUUCCCAUUGAAAGUAAUGGAAAGUGGAUUAAUCUGUUCCAGACGGGUCUGCGGAGUACUUAAACUGAAGCGUACUUAACCUGAAGCGAACUUUCCCAUUGAAAGUAAUGGAAAGUGGAUUAAUCUGUUCCAGACAGGUCCGCGGAGUAGUACUCAAACCGAAGCAUACUUAAACCGAGAUGACUGUAAUGCUAAGGCAUGGCAUGUUUAAUAAAUCACAAAUUAACCACAAACAGACAAAAAGUUUGCUUUCUUUUCCACCUGCUCCUGCCUUACACUUAAUGUAGUUUGGUGAGCAUCCAGGGUGGGGUGAUCAAACAAGUCAUAGUCAAUGAAUGGAGAGUGCUAGGUUCACCAAACCAUAGUUAAAGGCUUGUAAGCCAACAACCAACCAUGGUUUCAGACGGUGGCUUGUUGGCAGUAAACAAACAAACUGGGCAGGGUUCACACAUAAUGUUAAGACAGAGUUCAAUUAACUAUUGUUUAAUAAGCCAUGGUUUACCGAUUUCUGCAAACCACGCCUAUUUCCACCCAAAGAAUUUUUUUUAAAAAAUGGUGCAAAUUGCAGGCAAAGCUGCUGGUACGGUUUUCUAGCGGCAAAUUCCAUGUGUAAGUCUUUUCUUUUUUCUACAUUUUUUUAAUGACCCCUCUGUGUUUACGCCGUUGGUUGAAGAACGAGAAGCACUCGAGAGACAAAAUUGGCACGGCUUUUCCAUCUGCUUCCUGCAGCUGAAGCCUGACAGCUGUCCUGAAAAGCUUGUAGUUGUAAAAACCAAAGCUGUUUUCGUGGAAUAAACAUGGCGCAUCAGGGGAUGGGUCGCUGGAGCCACACAGCGGCGCCUGACGUGUUGGCGAUGAGACGGCAGCAUCAGGUGGAAGCUGACUGGAGCUCGCAGCUCUCCUGGGGAUGAUCUGAGAACACGAGAGGGGUCUCUCGGGAGAUGUUGUUCCUGUCGUUCGCAACAAGGGGGCGGGAUGGGAGGGCACAGAAAUGUUUCUGCCUAACGCCAAGCACUUGUUUGUUUGCUCUGCCGCUGGGAAGCUUGCCAAUCUGGCAAAGGCUAACGAUUCUUUCCGUUGUAGGUAAAUAAAAUGCUGAACAUGGCACUGCAAAAAUUAAAUAUACCACCGUGGGGUUUUCAGGGGAGGGGACAGGAAUUUUUACAGAGAGCCCUGAAAAGAAAAUUGGAAUCUAUUCUAUUACCGCUGUCAGCUUUUACACAAGGCCUUUCCAUUCACACCAGGCUUCUCGCAUAGCUCAGUUGGUUGGAGUGUGAUGCUGGCAAUACCAAGGUCGCAGGUUUGAUCCCCGUAUGGGGCAUAUUCCUGAAUGGCAGGGGGUUGGACUCGAAUCAGGGGUCAGCA